Mya arenaria is the source of this 541-nucleotide messenger RNA. RefSeq names its product kielin/chordin-like protein. The record is from RefSeq and is a predicted model, not a curated record. The transcript has 3 exons. Lineage: Eukaryota; Metazoa; Mollusca; Bivalvia; Myida; Myidae. The coding region runs from base 16 to 513 and encodes 165 amino acids.
UGAAAUAACUCACAAAUGUAUUACUCGUUGAAAAUGGAAACUGGACAUUCUUUUGCUGUAAUUUAUUUGCUUUUAGCGUUCUAUGCGUGUUAUGACGUCAGGGGUAUGUUGCUAGGUGAGACGUGCGCGGGUGAUUUCAACUGCACGUACAAUGGAAUGGUGUUCUGCGGACACAUCCCAUGUCCGCUGGAGCCUUGUGCUGUACAGCUGGUACACAGGAAAGGAGACUGCUGUGCUCACUGUCCUUCUGGCCCAGCAGCUGAUGAUCCAAUGGGAAACCCUUGCCCCUACAACUGCACCCAGGCCGGUGUCCACUACUGUUUCCCGAUACCCUGUGCCCAAAUCCCGUGCGUUGACGGGAGGAUCAAACAAGGGGAGUGCUGCCCUUCAUGUCCUAACGGUCCUAACUGCAGCGCCCCAGACGGUCACGUGAUUUCUUAUAACCAUUGGCAAAUCAUCGACGGCAAGAACUGCACGUGUAUCACACCGCCUGGUUAUGUCAAUUGUAUCUAAACAAUUUGAAUACAUGUGGCUGAAACCA